Molecule: messenger RNA, 885 nt
Organism: Cladophialophora psammophila CBS 110553
Lineage: Eukaryota; Fungi; Ascomycota; Eurotiomycetes; Chaetothyriales; Herpotrichiellaceae
Exons: 3
Coding region: 1-885 (294 amino acids)
Source: RefSeq, a predicted model, not a curated record
AUGACGAGGGAGUUUAGUGGCAGUUGUGAUUUGAGGCAAGGCUUGGCCUCGCUGCCAGAUACAGCUCCUGCGGCGGUCUUGACCGGUGGCUACGGUGAUCCAUACACAGUGACAAGGACUCGGAUUUCGCACCCGGGACCAAAAGAGGCUCUUGUCCAGCUGGCAUACACCGGUGUGUGCCACGGAGAUGUAUAUGUACGAGAUGGUGGUGGCCCGGCGCCAAAGGUCCCGAUUCGGCCAUUGAUCGGAGGCCACGAGGGUGUUGGAACCAUUGUCGCCAUGGGCACGGUAGGCAUGGAUGGGUUCACGAUUGGGGACGUGGUUGGAAUUGCCCGGAGAAGUCAUGUUUGUGGCGCCUGUGACGCGUGUAUGCACGGUGAAGAGAACCACUGUUUCAAUCAGCAAGUCACUGGGUCUCAUCGAGAUGGAACAUUUCAGAGAUAUGUCUCCUUCCCAACUUCCCAGCUGAUCCCAAUCCCCGCCAAAAUCGCUUUGCCUAGUGUCUGUCCCAUCCUCUGCGCUGGCGUCACCGUCCAUACCUCGCUGUGGCUGAUGAAACCACAGCCGUCAAAAUGGUGCAUUAUAGUCGGUGCUGCCGGUGGUCUGGGUCACCUAGGCAUCAAGUAUGCCAAGGCCAUGGAUUUGAAGGUGCUGGCGAUUGACGGAAACGGGGCUGAAAAAGAAACAUUCUGCAAAAAGAUAGGCGCUGAUGCUUUUGUCGACUUCGGUCGAGAGGACUUGGUGGAGACCGUGGUCGCUCAGACAGACGGUGGUGCAGACUAUAUUCUGGUUCUGAGUCCUCAUCAGUCGUCUUAUGAUACAGCUGGACAAUACGCAAGCUUCGGAGCACAAAUUAUGGCGGUUGGAAUUGGAAAUGCGCAGUAA